UGCAACCUCUGCAAGCACAUUUGGCAGAGGAAUGUGUAGCAGGCAGCGCGUCACUUCACUCAGCAAAAGAAAUGUCGCGCAACAACGAUGGACGUUCUUGUCGACAUCUGGAACGACACAAAAUACAUUUUCGCAAUUGAGCAUGUGGCAUCCCUUCUGACGUACAUGGAGGACAACGGGAUCAGGGGCGCACGAUCAGUUGUGGGCCAUUCCCGUCCACGAGUGUCGUCGUCCACCGCACCCCGGGGCAAGGUGCAAGACGUCCUAGACGAGGCUGAGGAGCGCGAGGGGGGCGGUUUGUCAGGCGGUGUAGAUUUGGAGGGUGAGGAGGUCGUGUUGACUUCACAUGGGGCAGGGGUGAAGGACAGGGAGAAGAGGAAGGUGGUGGACAGGGAUGACCUUCCACCUGAGACGGGGAAGAGGGUGCGGCAGAGCCGGAUUGACGAGGUGUACGACAAGGAGAAGCAGUCGCAUUUCUGUGACAAGUUUCUGCAGUGGGUGUAUGGUGUCGACAUUGCGUUCGAUGCCUUUAGGAGACAGUCUUGGAGGAAGGUUAGGAAGGCAUCCAAAGAAAUGCCUCGAGGUGUGAGGAUGCGAUUUCGCUCGUUUAAGAAAAUCGGCGGUCCCGAGGUUCCUUCGCAGAAGGCGAAGGUGGCCACCUUGCUGAGAGAGGUCCGAGAGGCUUUCGCCCACAGCGGCACGACCAUGUUGUCGGACGGGAGGAAGUCUCGCGAUUCACGGCGAAUCGUGAACUUCCUUGCAGCCGGCGCCAAUGGCGCACUGCUUUAUGCCACCAUCUGCCGUGACGGUUCAGUCCCUGAGACUGGGGCCAUUGUCUAUCGCAGGUGGAGGGCUAUCAUGACCUCCUUCCCUGCGAAGGAUGUGAUCGCAUUUUGCACGGACUCUGCCAGCAACUAUGUUGCGGCGUCCAAACUCCUCGCUAGGACCCCGACCCCGAUGUCAGGCGCAUCACGUGGCUCCCCUACUCGACCCACACGCGACGCGUUGGAGUCUACGUUGCACGACAACGCGUGGGCUAGCAUUCCGUGGGAGCGGAGGCUCAUUCCGCAGGCUCGGUGGGUGCGCCUCCAAAUUUGCGAUGGCCAGUUUUGGCGUCAGGUGAAGUUUGCCAUCCUUGUGAUGGAGCCUGUCCAUCAGCUUUUGAGGCGGAUGGACAGAGGAGGGAUGAUGAUGUCCAUUGUCUAUGAGUGGAGUCAGCAUCUCGUUCAGCUGAUGAGGUUGUCGACGAUCCUGACAGAGUUUCUGACGCAGUAUGUGCGAGAGGUUGAGAUGCGCCUAAUGCAUCUCUUGGAGCCUGCUCACGCCGCUGCCCAUCUCCUCAACCCCCGUCGGCGGUCUUUGAGAGAUUACCUCGUCGUGCGCGCACAGAUACGACAUUUCCACGCACGGAGAGGCGAUUGGGGCGAUCGCUUGUUGUCCGAUGCCGAUGUCGAUGCCCAGGAUUGCAACGGAGAUAACGAGGCCGCUCGUUGUGCGGCAUGGUGGUUCGCCCACGGCGUAGCCCACCCGGAGUUGCGUGCCAUCGCUAUCCGUGUGAUGCACAUGUGGACGUCCGCCUCUCCUGCGGAGAGGAAUUGGGUGGAGCAUAAGCGCAUUCAGACGGGGAAGCGAAACAAGCUUGGUUUUGCCACGCUGGCACAGCUGGUUGAGAUUACGACUAAUCUCAAACUGGCUUCGUGCAGGCAGCAUGGCGGUGGCGUUGGGGGUUUGCAGGAUGGGGAGGACGACUGGGCGAACCCGGAGGACCUUGCACGGGGCGGGGAUAGGACUGCGGAGCAGGUGUAUUUCAUGUACGGUGCAGGAUCGGACGGGCUUGCACCGCGGACGUCGGUCAUCACCGAUGACGGCUUAGGCCGGACAGAGGGUGUUGGAGACCGACCGUCCCCUGCGCCGCCUGCGGGUUGCUCGGGUCAGCCAUUGAGGGAGAGAGAUAGACACCUACCCCCGCUGCAGAGGCGGAAGGUACAUGGUGUUGACUCUAGCGGUGAGGAUAUGGCCGGGAUGGAGGAGCAUCCGAUGGACGCACGGUUUAAUCCUAGCCACCACUCGUUUGUCGGGGCACAACAGCUGCGUCGAUCGAGGAGAUUGGCAGGGCAGGGGGGUGCGCAUUCACAGCACCUAGAUGAGAUCCCAGUCGGGGAGCAGACUCCGGUCACUCCCACUCACGGUCGUGAUCGUCAGGACGCCCACGGCACGCCGUCUUCGUUGAGGACCAGCGAUUUUAACGUCGUUGGCUCUCAUGGUCGAUCGCCUGUCUUGCGUUACAGAUUUACACAGGAGCUGGUGCAUGGGAGAGAUGCGAGUCAGAGAGAGGAGACGACCGAGGAGAGGGACAUGGAAAGUGGUGGACCGGGGGCAGACGACGGAGAGGCCGCAGACGUCGGAGGCAUGCUUGAUCGUGAGGAGAUGGUCGAGAAGAGGGACGCCCGCCUUGAUCGUGAGGAGGAGGCACACUUGCAGUCUACGCCGAGGUGGGAGGGUAGGGAGGCAUACGAGUCCGAGCAACGGAGGUUGAGGGAGUUGGAGACCGGCGCAGUACGGCCUGGUCGUGGUUCACAGAUGGAGAGUGGUGGAUCGGUCGUUGGUCUGGCGACUCUGGCGAGCUAUCGUGCCGUGGAGGGGGAGCACGCACCCAAAAGCGGGGGUGGCACUGAUGGUCGGCCUAUUGGAGAUGGCGGCGAUCAGGACGCAGGAGAUGAUAGCUCAGACGCCGGGGACGAGGGAGAGGCCGCAGACGUCGGAGGAUUCAUCGACAGAGUGAUCGUUGGCCUUUGUGCUGGGGACAUGGAGGGGGGUACGCCUGGAGCCCAUGGUACUUCGCAGGUGGGAGAUGUGGUUAUGGAGGAGGCAGGUUUGCGCACUGACCGUCAGGGCAGUGACACUGGUGCAGGACACAGUCCUGUCAUGGAGGGUGUUGUCGGCGUUGACGAGGAGGCACAGCUGUCCCCAAUGAGGGACACAGCGGGAGACAUGUCCCUCGCAUUGAUUGUGAGGCCUCCAUCGUUUUUUUACGCUGAUGAGGGUAACACAGGUUGCCAGUUGGACGAGAGGAUGGGGAAGUCCACCCCACGUGCUCUCGAUCAAGAGCAGUUGGAGCGCGCGGGGAUGGAGGACCCUUAUGAUUAUACUAGUCGGAGGAGCGAUCCCCGCCGACCACCAGAUGGUUUUGCGUCGCCUCCGAGACCCGUCGAACGUCAUGUGCCAUACAUUUGAUGCAUGGUCUGAUGUUGUUCAUGCGUUGCACGAUCCAAUGCACUAACACUC
Molecule: messenger RNA, 3285 nt
Organism: Chara braunii
Lineage: Eukaryota; Viridiplantae; Streptophyta; Charophyceae; Charales; Characeae
Source: the annotation of a GenBank genome assembly